Botrytis cinerea B05.10 is the source of this 4020-nucleotide messenger RNA. RefSeq names its product BcCHSIIIa (gene BcCHSIIIa). Gene Ontology annotation, molecular function: chitin synthase activity. Bases 776 to 3511 code for a protein of 911 amino acids. The transcript has 5 exons. Gene Ontology annotation, cellular component: cell septum; cell periphery. Lineage: Eukaryota; Fungi; Ascomycota; Leotiomycetes; Helotiales; Sclerotiniaceae. The record is from RefSeq and is a predicted model, not a curated record.
GAUUCACCAUCUUCACACAUUCACAUUCACAUUCACAAUAAUAAUAAUAAUAAGAUUCUGGCAGUCCACCGAUGCAACACCUUUCCAUCUUUUCAUUGGUUCAAAUCUCUUUAUUCCACCUCAUUUCGCCUUGCUUACGAUCAAAAAUCGGUAAAGAACUCUCCAGUUGCUUUCAGGGUUCCGAAUACCAAAAAAUCAUUGAAGGGAUUUGAAAAUAGCGGAGCCCAAGACAACAAACUAAAUCAUAAGGAAUCCAUUCCAUCCCUCCUAUUUUUUUAUUGACUUCAAGAAUCUGAAACAGGGUUGCUUUUUUAUUACCCUUUCGGAGCCUUUCUUCAUAUCUUCACCACUUCACCACUUCACUUUUUGAGAGGAGAAGAUUCAUCCACCAUUCUUUUCUUCUUCGACUUCUUCUUCUCAUCCUCUCUUCCACACCUUGGUACCAUCGCUGGUGCUUUACAUUUUGACUGCGUGUUCUAUUCGUGAAUCAGAAUAAAGAAUUUCGGGUUGAACUACAUUCACUCUUUUGCUUCGCUUGCCAAGGAGAGGGUCGAUUCGAUCUAUCUGACCGUCCGUUCCUGAAGCCCACGGAUUGACACCGCCAUACGAGAAUAUACCUCUGAAUCUUGGACACAACCAACACUCCUCUUUUGUUCCAUUUCUCAUCCAUCAAGUAUUGAUAAAAUCUCAAAGAUUUUGUCAGUAUUGAUACUACACUUAACAUUUGUAUAAUCUCGAUCACUCAAGAAGGGGUUCUUGAUUAUUUUCUACAACCAUGGCGUACUCUGGAAACGGAGGCUAUGAUGAGCAUAAGCUCCAAGACCUUCCACCUGGAGGGGGCAACUACCAUCACCCUCAAGAUGAAGAGGAAGGAGCUUUACCUUUACUCGAUUCUGGAGGACAUGGCGGCCCAUUCAACAGCCCUUACGACUCUCACUCCCAAGGAGGCCUUCGAGCGAAUACUCCUCCAGUCAGACCUGUUUCUGCCUACAGUCUUACAGAAACGUAUGCGAACGAUCCACAACCAUACAGCAGCGAUUACAACUCAUCCCACACAUACAAUGAGCAGUUAGAAGAUAACCCAUACCCACAAACCGACACUCCUUUGUCAAGAGCCGGGACUACCUCCACAGAGGCAUGGAGACAACGACAAGCCCCUCAGGCUGGAGGUCUCAAACGUUAUGCUACAAGAAAGGUUAAGCUUGUCCAGGGAAGCGUCUUGAGUGUCGAUCAUCCAGUACCCAGUGCUAUCAAAAAUGCAAUUCAGCAAAAAUACAGAAAUGAUUUGGAGGGUGGCAGCGAGGAAUUCACACAUAUGCGUUACACCGCUGCAACUUGCGAUCCCGAUGAAUUUACUCUGAAAAAUGGUUACAAUCUACGACCUGCCAUGUACAAUCGUCAUACUGAGUUGCUCAUUGCCGUUACCUAUUACAACGAAGACAAGCAGUUGACUGCACGUACUCUUCACGGUGUCAUGCAAAACAUCCGUGAUAUUGUCAACCUCAAGAAAUCUGAUUUCUGGAAUGUCGGCGGACCAGCAUGGCAAAAAAUUGUUGUCUGCCUUGUUUUUGAUGGUAUCGAUCCUUGCGACAAAGACACACUCGAUGUUCUUGCUACAAUUGGUAUCUACCAAGAUGGUGUCAUGAAGAAAGAUGUUGAUGGAAAGGAGACUGUUGCUCACGUUUUCGAGUACACAACACAACUUUCGGUUACUGCCAGUCAACAACUUAUCCGCCCAACCGAGGGUGAUGCCAACUGUCUUCCUCCGGUGCAAAUGAUGUUUUGCUUGAAGGCAAAGAACACAAAGAAGAUUAAUUCCCAUAGAUGGCUGUUCAAUGCAUUUGGUCGUCUCCUUAACCCCGAAGUUUGCAUCCUUUUGGAUGCCGGUACGAAGCCAGGACCUAAAUCGUUGUUGUCUUUGUGGGAAGGUUUCUACAACGACAAAGAUCUAGGAGGUGCUUGUGGAGAGAUUCACGCUAUGUUAGGAAAGGGAGGCAAAAAGCUUCUGAACCCGCUUGUUGCAGGUCAAAACUUCGAGUAUAAGAUCAGUAACAUUCUUGACAAGCCUCUAGAGAGUUCUUUCGGAUAUGUCAGUGUGUUGCCGGGAGCUUUCUCUGCAUACCGAUUCCGAGCUAUUAUGGGACGGCCUCUUGAACAAUACUUCCACGGAGAUCACACUUUGUCCAAGAUUCUUGGAAAGAAGGGUAUCGAGGGAAUGAACAUUUUCAAGAAGAACAUGUUCUUGGCCGAGGACAGAAUUCUCUGUUUCGAGCUUGUAGCCAAGGCUGGUAGCAAGUGGCAUUUGACUUAUAUCAAGGCAGCUAAAGGAGAAACUGAUGUACCUGAAGGAGCUGCUGAAUUCAUUGGUCAACGUAGAAGAUGGCUUAACGGUUCCUUUGCAGCAGGAAUGUAUUCCAUCAUGCAUUUCGGCAGAAUGUACAAGAGUGGUCACAAUAUUGUCCGCAUGUUCUUCUUGCACAUUCAAUUCUUAUACAACGUCUUCUCCAACUUUCUCAGUUGGUUCAUGUUAUCUUCUUUCUGGCUCACUACUACUGUUAUUAUGGAUCUUGUCGGUACCCCUACUGCUGCUUCGGACACUACUGCCCUUCACCAUGGCUGGCCUUUCGGUGAUACUGCUACCCCCAUCAUCAACACGAUUCUGAAAUAUCUCUACUUGGGAUUCCUACUCGUUCAAUUCAUUCUGGCUCUUGGUAAUCGGCCUAAGGGAUCCAAGGCUACUUAUAUUGUCUCCUUUGUCGUUUUUGGUGUUAUCAAUCUCUACGUCCUUGUUCUAUCCAUGUAUCUGGUCGUUCGUGCUUUCUCGUCAGGAGAUAGUCUCGAUACUAGUAGUGCGAAAGAUUUCUUUGAGAGUUUCUUCGGAGAUAGUUCGAGUUCCGGAGCUGGUAUCAUUAUUCUUGCUUUAGCUGCUACAUUUGGAUUGUACUUCGUUGCAUCCUUCAUGUAUAUGGAUCCAUGGCACAUGUUCCAUUCUUUCGGACCGUACUUGUUGCUCAUGUCAUCUUACAUCAACAUUCUCAUGGUGUACGCUUUCAGUAAUUGGCACGAUGUUUCUUGGGGUACCAAGGGAUCUGAUAAAGCAGAAGCUCUUCCGUCAGCUAAAACUACGAAGGUUGAUGGUAAAGCAGCAGUCAUUGAAGAAAUCGACAGACCGCAAGAGGAUAUUGAUAGUCAGUUUGAGGCAACUGUCAAGCGUGCUCUUAGUCCAUUUGUUCCUGAAGUUGAAGAUGAGAGUAAGACCUUGGAAGAUUCUUACAAAUCUUUCAGAACCAAGCUUUUGAUCUCUUGGGUAUUCUCAAACGCGUUGUUGGCUGUUGCUAUCACUAGUGACAGUGUUGAUGGAUUUGGUUUCGGAAAUACUGCAUCAAUAAGAACUGCUAAGUUUUUCGAAAUUUUGCUUUACUCAACGGCUUUCUUGGCACUUAUUCGAUUCCUCGGAUGUUCUUACUUCUUGUUCAAGUCUGGUAUCAUGUGCUGCUUCAUGAGACGUUAAACAAGACUUAUAUCAUACAUACUCUAGAAGGAAAUAUCGGUACUCGUAACAUUAAAAGGUUAUGAGUAAUAGAUGUUUCUUUUUCACAAAAUUGGGGGGGGGGGCGGAGAGGAGGAUGGACCCUUUAUACGGAGCGUGAGCACCUAUCAUUGGAAAGGAAACAGCGCGUGAAUCUACAUCAAGCAACCAUUUUUGCAUUUUUGCUUCACAUAUGGGAGUUUUCAGAUUUUUUCUUCUUCCUAGGCGGUCUCUCUAUAUUGCAUGUUUGAGUAGGCGUUUCCGUUUAAUACUAUUGAAUACCCUUAUGAAUGAAUAAUCAUUCGUAUCUAUUGAGCUAGAUGACAUCUUUCAUGAAGAAUCCAAUGUGCACUGCGUCAAACCAUGAGAAAUUUGCGUAAAUGUUUAUAAUGAUUUGAAUGUACCAACUGAAUUGAGAACUUUAGAUGGUCUGAAUGCACAGAAUGAUUUGAGUAUAUUAGAUACUUUGAAUACACAAAAUGAUUUGACUA